AUGGCAGAUAAACCAAUAUAUGUACGCUACAGUCACCCAGCAAUGGCGCAUCCAAGGCCUACGCGUAGACUCCCUACCGUAAUGUUCGAUUCUUUUGAAGCACAAGGAAAGCAAGGCUCACCCCUUGGCUUGUUCUUGCAGAGGCAGCAGCAGUUGCAGGAGGAAAUGAAUCGUGAGGGACCAUGGGGGCUUCGCCCCGCUUUCUUGCCAACGAGCUAUGCGAACAGCAACGCCCCUCCACCAACUGUCAAUCAGGAGAGUAUCGGAGGUUAUCUAAGAAAGAAGGCAAUGAUAGCAUAUGCGCAAGGUACCGCUCGCGCUCGUGGGCAAUCUUCAUAUUUUGCACAGCUGGCGUCGCUUGAAGCGGGGUUGAGUCGGCUGACGCUGGAGGAUAAGAGGAAUUGA
Molecule: messenger RNA, 405 nt
Organism: Bipolaris victoriae FI3
Lineage: Eukaryota; Fungi; Ascomycota; Dothideomycetes; Pleosporales; Pleosporaceae
Exons: 1
Coding region: 1-405 (134 amino acids)
Source: RefSeq, a predicted model, not a curated record